UGCCGUCGAGGGCCAACUGUUGAAACGUCUCAUCUGUCAACUCCUAUUCUCUUUUAUCUUCUCCGAAAUACUCGUGUUUUUUCAAAUUCGGAGCCGAAAUCUGGUCGGAGAGAUCCAACAACCCGAAAUUCAACCCGGUCGGGCAGCCAUUGAUGAGAAGUCUCUGAAGAUCGUCGUCUUCAUUGCUUCACAGGGAAGAAAUGUAUAGCCGGGGAUCGAAUCACCGGCUAGCUGGUUCGGCUUUCCGAUCUCAAGUUUCGGUUCUCAUGCUCACCAUGUUUGCCUCUAUGGCAUCGAUUUACGUCGCCGGCCGGCUAUGGCUGGACUCUGAGAAUAGGGUUUAUUUGAUUAAAGAGCUUGAUAGGAGAACUGGUCAGGCGAAAUCAGCCAUAUCAGUUGAUGACACACUGAAAAUUAUAGCAUGCAGGGAACAACAGAAGAAGUUAGCGGCCCUUGAGAUGGAGCUAGCAGCAGCACAGCAGGAAGGUUUUGUCUCAAAUCACUUGUCAGAAAAUAAGAGGACUCCUAAGAAAAAGCUUUUAGCUGUUGUAGGAAUUAUUACAAAGUUUGGCCGCAAGAACAAUAGAGAUGCAAUCCGUAGGGCAUGGAUGCCAACUGGUACAGAUUUAAGAAGACUGGAGGCCCAAAAAGGCAUUGCUAUACGAUUUGUGAUAGGAAGAAGUGCAAAUCGCGGAGACAGUUCAGACAAGGAUAUUGACAGUGAAAAUAUGCGGACUAAUGACUUCAUUAUUCUUAAUAACCAUGUGGAGGCACCUGAGGAGCAUCCAAAAAAGUCAAAAUUGUUCUUUAUUCAUGCUGCAGAGAAUUGGAAUGCUGAGUUCUAUGCAAAGGUCAAUGACGAUGUUUAUGUGAAUAUUGAUACUCUAGGAGCAACUCUUGCAACUCAUUUGGAUAAGCCUCGAGUUUAUAUUGGGUGUAUGAAAUCAGGCGAAGUUUUCUCUGAGUCGACCCACAAGUGGUAUGAACCAGACUGGUGGAAAUUUGGUGAUGGAAAGUCGUACUUCCGGCAUGCAUCAGGUGAGAUUUAUGUAAUUUCGCAAGCUUUGGCUCAGUUUAUCUCAAUAAAUAGAUCUAUCCUCCUCUCAUAUGCCCAUGAUGAUGUUACCACGGGAUCAUGGUUUAUUGGACUUGAUGUAAAGUAUAUUGAUGAUACAAAAUUUUGCUGCUCAUCCUGGGCAUCAGGAGCGAUAUGUGCUGGUGUAUGAUUAGAGCUGUCUCAACACGUCAUGUACAUUUAAUCAGUAAAAAUCAUUCAUUUACUGCUCACCCCUUGGCUGCCUCUCGAUGUGAGCAAGGGAGGAUUUGAGUUUUGCUUCAGCUCUGGCUGCCUCAAUUUGUUAGUUUGUUGAUUCAAAAAGGCCCCUGUCGGCUGUCCAGAGCUCUGCUCAUCAUUCACAGAGGUUUUGAAACAAUCACAAGGAGCCUCCCCUUUGUAUGAUGCAUCAUGAGAAUUAUCUUUCUCCAUUAAUUUUCAUUGUUUGACAGUACCUGUACUAAUGAUUUCAUUGUUUUAUAGAAAAAAUAUAUUUUAAA
Vitis riparia (riverbank grape) is the source of this 1554-nucleotide messenger RNA. RefSeq names its product hydroxyproline O-galactosyltransferase HPGT1-like. The record is from RefSeq and is a predicted model, not a curated record. The transcript is spliced from 12 exons. Lineage: Eukaryota; Viridiplantae; Streptophyta; Magnoliopsida; Vitales; Vitaceae. The coding region runs from base 201 to 1226 and encodes 341 amino acids. Gene Ontology annotation, cellular component: Golgi membrane. Gene Ontology annotation, molecular function: hexosyltransferase activity.